Opisthorchis viverrini is the source of this 576-nucleotide messenger RNA. RefSeq lists its product as hypothetical. The record is from RefSeq and is a predicted model, not a curated record. The transcript has 3 exons. Lineage: Eukaryota; Metazoa; Platyhelminthes; Trematoda; Opisthorchiida; Opisthorchiidae. The coding region runs from base 1 to 576 and encodes 191 amino acids.
AUGGUGCACGAGGGUAAAAAGGCUGCGUCUGUCGCCGGGAAAUUCUGUUUCCUAUCGUUAGCUCAGUGGUUAAGGCAGGAAAUUACAGACAGAGAGUUCGUGGAUCGAACCAGACCUCUCUCUCUCGACUUUUCCAGUCUAAGCAUGGGCAACCUGGCAGCAUCUCAGCUCUCGCGCUUCCUUAGGGUGGCAUGGCAGCUGUGCACCGAAUGGGUUUUAUGGCUAGACGCGAUCAUUCUAUUUAUUCCCACCAUCAGCAGCGAAAUGGUGGCUGAAUUUCUCUUGAGUAACCCAAGUCAUUGCCGUCUUCCUGGAUGGGGACCCCGAAACGGGCCACAUCAACGGUAUGAGACAUUGUCGGAUAUGACCCAGUCCCGCCAUUUAACAGCCCAUCUACAGUGCUGUAUUUACGCAAUUACUUAUAAGCUCCCGCCUCCAAUGCGCAGCUACCUACUACACCUCCCCGAAUCAUCAGUGAACGAAACUGCAGCAGCUACAACCACUUACGCAGUUAUUACGGCUGACAAUGAUGAUGAUGAUGAUGAUGAUGACGAUGAUGAUGAUGAUGAUGAUUAG